AUGUCAUUGUUGUCUAGACUGGGUGACCAUCUAGUACCCAAAUGCUUAGCCACUUGUCAAAAAACGCACACGAGAAAGCCUGGUUUGAUUUGGAUGCUGAGCUGCAUGGGUCUCAACCAUGUUGGUUGUCUCAUGCAUAGGCAUCGAGGUGCUACGGGGCCCUUGGCCUACACUGUCUCAUAG
Messenger RNA from Penicillium verrucosum, 183 nucleotides. RefSeq lists its product as uncharacterized. Lineage: Eukaryota; Fungi; Ascomycota; Eurotiomycetes; Eurotiales; Aspergillaceae. The transcript has 3 exons. Bases 1 to 183 code for a protein of 60 amino acids. The record is from RefSeq and is a predicted model, not a curated record.